Messenger RNA from Syngnathus typhle (broad-nosed pipefish), 2629 nucleotides. Its product is annotated as structural maintenance of chromosomes protein 4-like. The coding region runs from base 239 to 2629 and encodes 796 amino acids. Gene Ontology annotation, molecular function: ATP binding; protein binding. Gene Ontology annotation, cellular component: chromosome. Lineage: Eukaryota; Metazoa; Chordata; Actinopteri; Syngnathiformes; Syngnathidae. The record is from RefSeq and is a predicted model, not a curated record. Gene Ontology annotation, biological process: mitotic chromosome condensation. The transcript is spliced from 15 exons.
UCAGUUUAUAACGCAUGUGGUUCGACAGCGCAGUUUAGGCGCCAUUUACAAGUUGGACUUCUGCUAGUCGACGAGCCGCUCGACAUGUUACCGAUUUGAAUUUUAUGGAUUAUUUUUCGCCCAUUUUUCAUCCGCCACUAUUUUUCCCAAGCAACAUUUGAACCAGGGAAGCGACCUUUGACAAAGAUUUUGCCGAAGUGACCCCCUCCUAAACCCCCCCUCCCUCAGACUUCAAAUCAUGCCAUCUAAAAGUGUAAAGAGCUCCACUGCGGCCGCCGCCUCCAAGUCAGUAGGAGGAAAGGGGUCGCAGCCUCGGGAUGAUUCCGAGGACGAGCUGGACGUAACCCCCCGAGGAAGCCGCUCCGAUGGCCAGGGACAGGAGGCACCAGCAGCGACGCCGACAACUGAUCCGCCUGUCGGGGAGGCGGCGGAGGCGGUUGAUAGUCGCCCUUUGGAGGAGAUUCUCGGUAGCAUCCCUCCACCCCCGCCCCCAACCAUGACCAAUGAGCCAGGCGCUCCUCGCCUCAUGAUAACGCAUUUAGUCAAUCGCAACUUCAAGUCGUACGCAGGCGAGCAGAUUCUGGGGCCCUUUCACAAGCGCUUUUCCUGCAUCAUUGGUCCGAAUGGAAGUGGCAAGUCCAAUGUGAUCGACUCCAUGCUAUUUGUGUUUGGAUACAGAGCUCAAAAGAUCCGAUCGAAAAAGCUGUCGGUGCUUAUCCACAGUUCUGAUCAGCACAAAGAUGUGCAAAGUUGUACCGUGGAGGUGCAUUUUCAAAAGAUUAUUGAUAAGGAAGGAGAUGACUACGAAGUCAUGCCCAACAGCAAGUUCUAUGUUUCCAGGAGUGCCAGCAAGGACAAUUCUUCUGCCUACUAUAUCAAUGGCAAAAAAGCUAUGUUCAGAGAAGUGGGCGCUUUGCUACGAAGCCACGGCAUCGACUUGGACCAUAAUAGAUUUCUCAUCCUACAGGGUGAGGUGGAGCAAAUUGCCAUGAUGAAGCCCAAAGGUCAGACGGAGCAUGACGAGGGAAUGCUGGAGUACCUGGAGGACAUUAUCGGCUCGUGUCGCCUCAAGGAGCCCAUCCAAACGCUGGCCCGCAGAAUUGAACUGCUUAAUGAACAGAGAGGAGAGAAGCUCAACCGAGUCAAGCUGGUGGAGAAGGAGAAAAAUGCUCUGGAAGGAGAAAGGAACAAAGCUGUGGAGUUUCUCACUUUGGAAAAUGACAUCUUCAAACUCAAGAGUCGCCUUUAUCAAUAUAAUGUUCAUGAUCUCCAAAAGCAUGUGGUAGCCAAAGAGCAGGAAAAGCAGAAGAUCUUGGAGGACAACAAGGAACUGACAGAAAAAACUGCCAAGAUAUCGCAAGAGAUGGAGAAAAUGAAUCAAGAGCUGAAAAACGCGGAGAAGAAACAGAACAAGAUCAACAAGUACAUUGAGACCCAGAAGGAGACGUUCACCCAGCUGGACUUGCAGGAUGUCGAAGUGCGCGAGAAGAUCAAACACUCCAAAAGCAAGAAGAACAAGUUGCAGAAGCAGCUGGAGAAGGAUAAAGAAAAGCUGGAAGAGGUGCGCGGCGUACCCGCCAAUAGCGAAAAGGCCAUCGCGGAGGCGACCGCUCGCAAGGAAGAGCUGGAGAAGCAGAAGGGGAAAGAGGAGGAGAAACUCAAUGAGGUGAUGGAGAGUCUAAAAGAAGAGACGAGCGGCUUGCAGCAGGACAAAGAGACCAAAGAGAAAGAGCUGAUGGAGCUGAGCAAAGGUGUGAACGAGACGCGCUCUCGCAUGGACCUGGGGCAGUCGGAGCUCGACAUCUACCUGAGCCGCCACAACACUGCCGUGACGCAGCUCAACUCCGCCAAGCAGACUCUCCAGACCACCACGGACACGCUACGGGAGCGCCGCGCCGCCAUUAAGGAACUGGAAGUCAACAUACCGCAGCGGGAGAAAGAACUCAAGAAGGAUGAGGGAGAGCUGGAGCGGGUGACCAAGAUGGAUCACGAAACCCAUCAGGUUGUGAGGGAAAUGAGGCAGAAGGUGGACGAGGCCAAGAGCUCUCUGUCCUCCAAUCGCAGUCGAGGGAAGGUCCUGGACGCUCUCAUGCAGCAGAAGAGGAGUGGCAGCAUUCCCGGUAUCCUCGGAAGGCUGGGAGACCUGGGAGCCAUCGACGCAAAGUACGACGUGGCCAUCUCCUCCAGUUGCGGGGCUCUGGAUCACAUUUUGGUGGACACCAUCGACACGGCUCAGAAAUGCGUCACCUUUCUCAAAGAGCAGAACAUCGGCGUGGCCACCUUCAUUGGUCUCGACAAGAUGAAAGUGUGGGAAAAUAACAUGGGCAAGAUCCAUACCCCGGAGGGUUGCCCACGUCUCUUUGACGUGGUGAGAGUGAAUGACCCCAGCGUGCGCCCGGCCUUUUAUUUCGCCCUGAGGGACACCCUGGUGGCCCAGGACAUGGAGCAGGCCACGAGGAUGGCCUUCACGAAAGACAAACGCUGGAGAGUGGUCACCCUCAAGGGCCAGAUCAUCGAGAUGGCCGGAACAAUGACUGGAGGAGGCAGAGUCAUGAAGGGCAGGAUGGGCUCCUCUCUCAACACUGAAGUCUCCCAGGUGGAGGUAUGCGCAAAGUACCAAAAGCCGUGA